Molecule: messenger RNA, 1244 nt
Organism: Effrenium voratum
Lineage: Eukaryota; Dinophyceae; Suessiales; Symbiodiniaceae
Source: the annotation of a GenBank genome assembly
AGCCAUUGGCCCAGCAGCGAUCGGCGCAGUGCGGCUGCUCGAUGUACGCACAGGCUCGCGGUCAGCAGGACAUGCAGCAGCCGUACGGAUCUCUGCCCGGCAGCUUCCCGCCGCCUCAGGGCACCUUCGCUGCGAUGCAGCAGGGCUACUUGGGCCAAGGCCUCCAGUCAGGACAAAGUGCAGGGACCUACGGAGGCCCAGCAGGCGUUCCUCCAGGCGCAGCGGGACCAUGUCAUCCGGCGUUUGCAGCCAACUUUGGCGGGAAUGGUGGAGGCUAUCGUGGAGUUCAACCGGGCUUUGCCCCAGGUGGUUUCUACGGCCACGGGGCGCAGCAGGUUUUGGCCAAGAAGGGCCUCCUCGCCCCACCUAAACGUAGCCGCCAGAAGCAAGCUUGGUGCUGCUGAAAUGUCGCCUAGGCGAGGGGCGAAGGGCGAAAACCUCAGCGGCCAGAAGAGGUUUCCGUGGCAACACGACUCUUGUGAGCGCGGUCUCAGGGCCGCAAGGCCCAGGCAAGACUUCGCUUGAGAUGUUUUCCUGAUUUGCGCCGGGUGGAAAGGCCCUCGUGGCAAGCCGUUUGGGCGUCUUCUCAAGAAGAGUUCAACAAAGUUGGGGCUUCACCUCUGGUUGUCACGGUCUCAGGAUCCCCGUGUUUGCAGAAUGGCUCAGAAUGGGCACCGGCUCACUUUUCCCGACAGAGUGAUGGCAGACAGCCUUCUUCACUGGCAGUUGUAUUCGACCCCGGAUUAAUAAACCUGGCGGAUUCACCGGGAUCCCCGAACGGGAUCGACACCUUACAAUCAGCCAGGAGCUUGUUAAUCCUGGGUUGCCAUGAGGUUGAGCCGCGCAUGUCAUGUCUCGGCGACUGACAGUUCAGAGUCGCUGUGCUGAAAUGCGACCGUGGCAUUUGCUGGGCUCCUUUUUUUGCGUGCCAUUGCGGUUUUUGGACUGGGGCAGAUGAUUCGGGCAAGCCCGAAAUGCCCCGGCCCUUUUUGCGGAGGCCGGAUCCGGGACGAAGCGCGGCCGUUUGAACCAGGUAAGACCGUGUCGCCCGUGAAUUCGGUGUUGUGCAGGACCCAUCUAUUGCCGCAUGGACGGCGGGCUGCCCAUUGCGUCUUCAAAGCUUGCCCUGCGCUCUUCUUCGGAUCCGAUAGCGCUGAUAGCGCUUACUUCUGUUCAGAAGCAGUUCACUUCGUUUUGCAGGCUCGGGACGUGCACACUCGCGCACAGAAAGACUGGGCUGUCUA